Sesamum indicum (sesame) is the source of this 1481-nucleotide messenger RNA. Its product is annotated as WAT1-related protein At3g28050. Gene Ontology annotation, molecular function: transmembrane transporter activity. The record is from RefSeq and is a predicted model, not a curated record. Gene Ontology annotation, cellular component: membrane. NCBI's taxonomy places the organism in Eukaryota, Viridiplantae, Streptophyta, Magnoliopsida, Lamiales, Pedaliaceae.
AUCUUCCUCCAACUCACUGCAUCUUCACAACCCAUUAGUGGCAUAGCAUUCUCCAUCUCCCUACUGAAUAAAAAAAGAAAAGAAAAUUCUCCAGGCAUACAAUAAGUCUACCCCCUCAACAAAUACUUCCUCUUGAGCUCAAACUUCACACACUUGAGGUGGGGAGAAGAAGGGGUUGUUUGAUGGGGUGGUUUUCAUGGAUGGAAAGCUCACUGCCCUUCAUGGGUAUGGUGUUGGCAGUCACUGCAUUAGCCACCAACAUGAUCAUUAGCAAAAUGGCUAUGAAUAAUGGCACCAGCUUCUUCAUUUUGUCUGUCUAUUCCAAUGCUUUGGCCACUCUUAUUCUUUUUCCUUGUGGCUUCCUCUUCCACAGGUCAAAGCGCCCUCCACUCACCUUCCCAAUACUCUGCAGGAUCUUCUUGCUUGCUUGCUUUGGUUGUUUAGCAGAUAUCGGCAGCUAUGCUGGCAUAAAUAACAGCUCCCCAACACUUGGAACAGAGUUGCUGAAUCUUGUCCCAGGCUUUACUUACAUACUUGCCAUCAUUUUCAGGAUGGAAGGGUUAAAUUUGAGAAGAACGAGCGACCUAUCAAAAUCAUUGGGAACUCUGGUCUCCAUUGCUGGGGCAUCUAUUGUGACUCUCUACAAGGGACCAGCAAUCAUGAAUAAGACACUAACUUUAGGUUCUUCCGCGCUCUUUACGCCAUCACAGCAAAAUUGGGUCCUUGGAGGAAUGCUGCUCGCUAUUGCUGCUUUCUCAACUGCAGCAUGGUCUAUAGUUCAGACUUGGAUUCUUAAGAUAUACCCAGCGGAGAUGAUCAUAGUGGCUGUUUAUUGCCUGUUUGUGACUGCACAAUCUACACUGGUUGCCCUGAUUUCAGAAAAAGAUGUAACAGCUUGGAAACUUCAAGCAGACAUGGGUUUGGUUGCUGUAGUUUAUGCGGGAAUCAUCAACAUAACAUUUCGACUCUACAUGAUGUCAUGGUGCCUCUCAAGGACCGGCCCACUUUUCGUUUCUCUAUUCAAUCCUUUGACGAUUGUUAUUUCUGUUGUCAUUGGCGUCGUCUUUUUUCAUGAAGUGCUCUAUUUUGGAAGUGUGGCUGGUGCACUUAUACUGGUUUGUGGGUUCUAUGCUGUUAUUUGGGGGAAGGGAAAGGGGGGAAGGCAAAGGAAAGCAAGACGAACAUGUCUGCUGAAGCCUCUAACGUAGAAUCAACAAGCCAUGAGGUUCCUUUAUUGCAAGACAAUGUGUAAGAAGCCUAAGACUUCUUCAGGAGUUCAUACUACACACAAUGCUUUGUAUACCAAAUAUUGAACUAUUGUUAUGCACCUUUUAUUUUUAGAAAAUUAAAUAUAUAUCAACUGUUCAUUAUAUUGUUCAUGACAUCUUAGUCUAUUAGUUAAGCUUGAGAUUCCAUAAAUCAGUUCGGUCUAUUCGUGUGUGUAUUUGUUUCACUUUAAAUGAGUUUAUUAUAAUUUAGUU